GUUCUGCAGAAACUCUGUCAAUGACGCACAUCUCGCACACUUGUGACAUUGACGGAUCCGGUAUAAAAGACCGGCCCCGCCCGAUUUUCCCCAAAGUCGGAAAGACAGAACCAACAGACGCCAACACCAGAAACUGCGUUUCUCAGCGCUUCAAGAUGUUCUCGUUGACUGUCGUUUGUCUUCUGGUGGCCGGUGCUUUGGCCGAGCCUGAACCCCGGGCUUCCAGGAGCCGGUCAACUUUCGAGGAAGUCCUGACAUCAAUGAGUACUCGCCUCAAGUCCCAGCUCUCCGCCACUGAACUGGAGGACCUGAAGUCGGCCACUCCGUUCACCUGGUCCGCUGGGUCGCACACUCUUAGCGCCGGAGUCUACAUCCUAAAAUCGCCCAACUUCCCAUUCCUGUAUCCCAACAACUAUGAUCGCACCUGGACGAUUGUUGGAGACGAGGGUCAGGACAUCCGCAUUGACUGCGGCUACAAAAUUCAGUACUCGAGCUCCUGCAGUAACGACUACCUCCAAAUUAACGGCGCCGUCCGCUGCGGCAUCGGGCACUACGGCACCGACAGCGACGAGCUGGAGAUCAGGUUCGUCACCAACCGCUUCUUCCGCUCGCUAGGAUUCGUCUGCGGCAUCGUGGUGCCGUCCGCUGCUACCACUACGGCGGACCCGGCACCGUGAGCUCGGCUCCCGACGAGCGAGGCUGCCGCGAGGCGCUGGGAGAGUGGUAGAGUCUGCACACACCGGAACCUCGGGAUAUUUCAGCAGGGUGAAGUAAACUAUUAGGUGAUGGGAAGAUAAAUACUACGGGGCGGCGCGUGUGUGUCUCUGAUUUCAAGCAUGUAAUACGAUUACCUAUAUUUAGGGCGCAGACUAUUAUUCAUGCGAGUCUUCAAUAAAAGUAUGCAGAUGGGAA
Messenger RNA from Amphibalanus amphitrite, 912 nucleotides. RefSeq lists its product as uncharacterized. The transcript is spliced from 2 exons. The record is from RefSeq and is a predicted model, not a curated record. Bases 21 to 677 code for a protein of 218 amino acids. Lineage: Eukaryota; Metazoa; Arthropoda; Thecostraca; Balanomorpha; Balanidae.